AUGCCGCAAAACGAGUACAUUGAGUUGGCGCAGAAGCGCUACGGUCGCCGUCUAGAUCACGCCGAACGCAUCCGCAAACGCGAUGCCCGAAAGGCGCACACGCAAGCGAAGCAUCUGCGCACCGUUCGAGGCAUCAAGGCUAAGAUAGCUUCUAAACGGCGCUACGCGGAAAAGGCGGAAAUCCGCAAGAAGAUACGUGAGCAUGAGGAAAAGGAAACAAAGGAGCGCGUGAAGGAGAAGGGGCCCAAGAACGCGCUGCCCAGCUUUCUCAUGGACCGCAGCGAGGCUGACCGUGCAAAGGUGCUUUCCAACUCUUUGAAACAGAAGCGGAAGGAGAAGGCCGGGAAGUGGGCGGUGCCGAUUGAAAAGGUCAAACCCGUCAGCGAGGAUGAAAUGAUGAAGGCCGUUACGUCCGGCAAGCGCGGAAAGAAGUCAUGGAAGCGCAUGGUGAAUAAAGUAACAUUUGUCGGCGAAACCUUCACGCGCCGUAUGCCAAAGCACGAACGCUUCAUUCGUCCCAUGGCUCUCCGUUUUAAAAAGGCUCAUGUGACGCAUCCGGAGCUGAAGGCUACGUUUCACUUGCCUAUCAUUGGUGUCAAGAAGAAUCCACAGGGUAAAAUGUACACUGGACUUGGUGUUAUCACGAAGGGGACAGUGAUUGAGGUGAAUGUCUCGGAUCUAGGUCUGGUUACACCGUCAGGAAAGGUGGUCUGGGGAAAGUACGCGCAGGUAACUAACAACCCGGAGAACGACGGCUGCAUCAAUGCCGUGUUGCUGGUGUAA
This is a messenger RNA of Trypanosoma cruzi, 783 nucleotides long. Its product is annotated as 40S ribosomal protein S8, putative. Gene Ontology annotation, cellular component: preribosome, large subunit precursor; nucleolus. The transcript has a single exon. Gene Ontology annotation, biological process: maturation of LSU-rRNA; maturation of 5.8S rRNA. Lineage: Eukaryota; Euglenozoa; Kinetoplastea; Trypanosomatida; Trypanosomatidae. The record is from RefSeq and is a predicted model, not a curated record. The coding region runs from base 1 to 783 and encodes 260 amino acids.